AUGGCCAGGCCUUGCAAGAACUGCGGCGCUCCGCGCGCCGAAGACGUUCCUGACGAGAUCGAGCUGUGCGAACAGUGUACCGCGAGGGAUGCGCCAGUUGCAUCGUUCGAUUCCCAAGCUGGAUCACCGACUGAGCCCAAUACCCCGAUCCCGGCUACCCAUUCUGAUGGUUCCCAGGGAGAUGACAUCCAUUCCGGACAGGGGAGGGAAGCCGUUGAUCUUGACGAACCCGUUCUCGUUCCUGACCCUGGAAGUGUCCUGGUGGGCUGUGGCCCCUCCCAGGUUGGAAUGGGGACCAGUGCAAUUGCGCCGAUGCCAGCAGCUCCGUCGGGCAGCGCUUUGAAUGAUGGCAAUCGUCUUAAGCGUAAAGCGUCGGCUUUGGGUGUCGAAGAACCGAUUUUGGAUAUUGAGCAUGAUCAGAGUGUGGAGAGUAUUGACCCCGUGGCUUCAACUUCUGGACAGAGUCAAGGUUCUUCUUCUUCGCACGAGCAAGCAAACAAUACACCGGCAAAUCCGGCCAAGAAGGUCAAAAUGGAGCCGGCAUGUGGCUCUUGUAGAAAAUCCAAGAUUCGAUGUACACACCGCAAGCCCGUCGUCAACCCAAGAGAUGAUGCCUUUCAACAAGAAACACAAAGACCUCUUCAACCAAAGGAAAGUGGAGAAACUUCACAAGAUGAUCCUGCGCAUGACGAUCCAGGAGAGGAGUCCUCAAAAAGAGCAGGUCUUAGGCCCAAGAGCCAACCAGGAGCUACCCGGGUUGGUAGAAUCCCUCCAAAGCCAAGGGGUAGACCUCGAAAGCAGCCUGAGGAGAUCCAAGCCGUAGUCGAUGAGGGCAACGCUGUAGAGGAACCGGAAUCCCCACCUAGGCGACCCAGACGCGGGCGUAGACCUGCCCAGCGCAUGGGAACCAGUGCUGAAGGUAAGAGAGGCCAGGCUACCGCCCCCGAGCCAGCAGCUGCAGCAGUUCCGGCUGAAACAAUGGCAGCAAAUCUCUCGAUCGCGUCGAACAUGGCUCUAAACAAUAUCCUGGCGGAAGACUUCCAGGAUACCGUGCGUGACUGUGGAGAGAAGUGGCAGACGGUGUCAGACUCACUCAGAGAGGCCAUGGAUUCCUUUCACGAGGCCAAGCACAAAAUAGAUACUUGGCUUGAGAUGUGGAGGAGGGGUGAAGUCUAG
This is a messenger RNA of Aspergillus pseudonomiae, 1176 nucleotides long. RefSeq lists its product as uncharacterized. Lineage: Eukaryota; Fungi; Ascomycota; Eurotiomycetes; Eurotiales; Aspergillaceae. Bases 1 to 1176 code for a protein of 391 amino acids. The transcript has 3 exons. The record is from RefSeq and is a predicted model, not a curated record.